GAAACCUCAUCAGGCUGCAGUACCUCACAGUUCGAAUGAUCAGAUUGCAGAGACCGGCCCUGUUCCUCUUGAUUCGAAAAGGCCCCCUCCCGCGAUAGCCGUUGCGCCCCCGCUGCCUCUCCCCUCCGCCUGCCGGCUGCCCCGUCUGAUCCAGUAGCCGGAGCCGCGGCCGCCAGAGCCAAAAUGGCCGCCGGAGUCGCUACGUGGCUGCCCUUUGCCCGGGCGGCGGCGGUGGGCUGGCUCCCGCUGGCCAAGAAGACCAUGCCCAAGCCGCCGGUGGACAAGAAGAGCCGCAGCGACGAGAUCCUCUUCGUCAACGUCAGCGGCCUGCGCUUCCAGACCUGGAAGAACACCCUGGACCGCUACCCGGACACCCUGCUGGGCAGCUCGGAGAAGGAGUUCUUCUACAACGAGGACACCCAGGAGUACUUCUUCGACCGGGACCCGGAGAUGUUCCGGCACGUCCUCAACUUCUACCGGACGGGCAAGCUGCACUACCCGCGGCACGAGUGCAUCCAGGCCUUCGACGAGGAGCUGGCCUUCUACGGCAUCGUGCCGGAGAUCAUCGGCGACUGCUGCAUGGAGGAGUACCGCGACCGCAAGAAGGAGAACCAGGAGCGGCUGGCGGAGGACACGGAGGCCGAGAUGGCCACCGACACGCCGCUGCCGCCGGACAGCACCACGCGCGAGCGCCUGUGGCGCGCCUUCGAGAACCCGCACACCAGCACCAUGGCGCUGGUCUUCUACUACGUCACCGGCUUCUUCAUCGCCGUCUCCGUCAUCGCCAACGUGGUGGAGACGGUGCCGUGCCGGCCCAUCAAGGGCACGACGAAGGACCUGCCGUGCGGCGAGAAGUACUCGCUGGCCUUCUUCUGCAUGGACACGGCCUGCGUGCUCAUCUUCACCUUCGAGUACCUGAUGCGGCUGUUCGCCGCGCCCAGCCGCUGCAAGUUCAUGCGCUCGGUGAUGAGCGUGAUCGACGUGGUGGCCAUCAUGCCCUACUACAUCGGCCUGGUCAUGCCGGAGAACGAGGACGUGAGCGGCGCCUUCGUCACCCUGCGCGUCUUCCGCGUCUUCCGCAUCUUCAAGUUCUCCCGCCACUCGCAGGGCCUGCGGAUCCUGGGCUACACGCUGAAGAGCUGCGCCUCGGAGCUGGGCUUCCUGCUCUUCUCCCUCACCAUGGCCAUCAUCAUCUUCGCCACCGUCAUGUUCUACGCCGAGAAGGGCACCAAGGGAACGAACUUCACCAGCAUCCCCGCUUCCUUCUGGUACACCAUCGUCACCAUGACGACGCUGGGAUAUGGCGAUAUGGUGCCCAACACCAUCGCGGGGAAGAUCUUCGGCUCGAUCUGCUCCCUGAGCGGGGUGCUGGUGAUCGCCCUGCCCGUGCCCGUCAUCGUGUCCAACUUCAGCCGCAUCUACCACCAGAACCAGCGGGCCGACAAGAUGAGAGCGCAGCAGAAAGUCAGGCUCGCAAGGAUCCGAUUGGCUAAGAAGGGAACCACCAACGCCUUCCUGCAGUACAAAGAGGACGGGGGACUGCAGGAUAAUGACAGUGCCAGCACUGCUCUUUGUGUGAAGAACAGGUCCUCCUUCGAGCACCAACACCACCACCUCCUACACUGCCUGGAGAAGACGACCAACCACGAGUUCACGGACGAGCUGACCUACAGCGAGAUGUGCAUGACGGAGUCGGUGGGCUACCGCACCAGCCGCAGCACUUCCCUCUCCAGCCAGCAGGGGCUCUCCACCUCCUGCUGCCCCCGGCGGGCCAAGAGGAGAGCCAUCCGCCUGGCCAACUCCACCGUGUCCGUCAGCCGAGGCAGCGUGCAGGAGCUGGACACUUUGCAGAUCCAGAAGUCCUCCGGCAGUGCACAGAGCCGCUCCAGUCUAAACGCCAGGACCGAGGACCUGAAGUUCAACUGUGACGACAGGGACUUCACCGCCGCCAUUAUCAGCAUCCCCACCCCUCCGGCGAACACCCCCGACGAGAGCCUGCCGCCCUCUCCGGCGAUCCCGGGGAUCCUGCGCAACUCCCGCUCUGGCGCCUACACCCACGAGACCGUCAAGAUCUCCUCCUUAUAACCCCCUCCCGAGUCCCUGGAGCGCCCCCUACUGGCACGGAGGAGACGGGACGGGACGCUACGAAGCGCCGCUGAACCUAAAGGAUUAGCUUUUCCGUUGCUCUGGUAACUGCUUCUCCCCCCCCCCCCCCCCCCAAAAAAAAAAAAAAAAAACUAUACUAAACAAACAAACAAACAAAAAAAAACGAAACAAACAAAAAAAAGCAACGUGUACUGAAUUAUAUCGCUACCACUGAGGAUAAGCUAAUCGUGAACUGAAGAGAAAGAAAUGACUCUUACGCAGUUCGCAUUUUCUCAAAGGUAAAAACGUAUCCUGGGAGAAGAAAUCGUUGGGAGUGGAGUUGUCAAUAAGUAAAGACGAAACACUAUUACAGAAGGACAAUGAGGAGGCGUACAGUUUCCUUUGGCUGGGGUAAGAAUGGCACAAAAAAGGAUAUAAAAAGGACGUGAUAUGAAUCCACAGACCACGUUUUGGACCUGGGCUACAGACGUAUGGUUCCAAGAUGGUCAGCAAGACCACGUUAUUUUUUCUUUCAAACAAAAAAAAAAAAAAAUUCUUGAUAUCCAAGACCUAUCACUUUUCAAGAUAUGCAAAUUUAGAACACAAGCAGGAAACAGUAAAAUAUAUAUGUGUGUCUGUGUAUAUGCGCAUAUACAUAUAUACAUACAAAAUUUACAGGGAGUGAAAACACAGACAUGUUAUAAAUAUAAUUACUAUGUUAAUACAUAACACACAGAUUUACCAAGAAAAAUAUGACUGCUGUAUUCUGCAAUAGAUUUAGUCACUCUAAGGAUUUAAUAAAAAAUGAGGGAAAACUAGUCGGAGGUACAUAUGUAACAUAUUAAAAUGAGGGGACACUGGUCUGAGGUACAUAUGUAACAUAUUAAAAUGAGGGGACACUGGUCUGAGGUACAUAUGUAACAUAUUAUAAUGAGGGAACACUGGUUUGAGGUACAUAUGUAACAUAUUAUAAUGAGGGAACACUAGUUGGAGGUACAUAUGUAAUAUAUUUUGUAUCAUACUUCUCUGAAUCACAUGCAUCUUCCGACCUUACCAAAAAAAAAAAAAAAGAAGCUUGUCAGUGUCCUGACUGGCCGACUACGAACAGUGCAUGUUACUGUACAGUAGCAGGGGGGUCAAGAUAAACUGCUGAAUGUCUAUCUUCACCUCCUUUUGCAUGGUACCCUAUUCUUUUUCUUCUUGGUUUUGUUUGUUUUCUUUCCUCCCAAUAUCAGCGAUGACAACGUUUAAAAAAAAAUUAAAUAAAAAAAGAAAAAAGGAAAAAUUUUAAAAAAGAGUGAUUCACCGGACAUGUACGUUAGGAGAAAAAUAUAGGUGAAUGAAUUAAUUUUAAAAAAGAAACUUCCCUUCCGGGCAUGUUCCUCGCAAGAAUGCAAACUGGAUGAGUGAGAGACUGUGUGUGUGUGUGUGUGUGUCUGGUUGGGAGGAAUUGCGUUACUUGAUCACAAAUAUGCAUGGAUACCGUUGUAGGUAUUUUACCUGUUUUUCUCCUUGUUAGAAUAUAAAAUGUGGGAGGGAUCUAGCGGCGAUGGACAUCAUGAGAGACAGAGGGCCCAUGGCCUAGCACACAGUAAACAUGAGAGUGCACUGACGAUGAUUUUGCAAACUUUGAAACACUGUGUUGGGUUUCGCAGUGGAGGCUGUUGAAUGAACCAAUCAUCCGACUCGGAAUCCUUUUGCGUUUGACAGUGUUCUGAUGUCAUGUUUCAAGCUGAGCACUGGCCAGACUGACGUUAGGCUGUAUGACACCUUUUCCAUAAUACUUCAACUUGAGGAUGAUGCAUUAAACAUAAUAACAUAAUGAUGUCGCCUCCCAAUUUGACUAUUUUUUUUCAGCUUUCAUUACAUGAACAUAAUGUGUUGUUCUGCUUGAUUUAUUCAUUUUAUUUCAUUUUUUGUGCAAAUGUUUUUAUAUGCAUUUGCAGCAACCAAGGUUGACUAUGAAAAGUCAAAUCAUUCAUCUACUAAAAACUCAUCCUUAAUUUCAGUUGCUUUACUGAAAUUAUUUACGCUAUUCAUUGUUUAUGCACAUUAUUUUUACUAUCUGUGAGCAGUUAGAGAAAUUUUGCCUUUUCAAAGCCCUUGUUUAUCCACCCAGUAAACGUAAAGGCCGCAGUGUGAUCACUGAACUGAUUUGCAGACAGGUGGCGCCAUUGCUCAACUUCAUUGCUCAAGAGAUCUGAUGAGGAUUGAGAGGUAGGGACAUGACCCAAAAGCACAGCAGCUAUGCACUCAGUUCCAUAAAUAAAGCUAACAGGAUUCAGAGGACAAUGUUGUGGACUUCCUGUUACCAACAGGAUGGCUAGCACAGCUUCGGGUACAGCUGUCAUGUAGACCAGGUUCAUUAGCUUGUUUGCGGGCCCACAGUGAAAGGCAGGUGAUUGUACUCAAGUCGGCCCGCAGUGCCUGGAAGAAGAGAUUAUGUCACAGCGAGCAUCGCACGGACUGAAAUAAUCAGACCGAGCUGACCGGUCUUAGGAGUGCACAACUCUGUUCUAGAGCUUGGCUCACUCUCGCAGAGCACACAGCCAAUCGUCUCAGUGUCCUCGAGACCACACCUCUUUACCCCCCUGCGGGGUCACUCACAGAUGAAGACAGCAUGGCAGCGGUUAGCCCUUUAAGGUGUCAGAUCACAAAACGUGCGGUUAGAAUGUUCUGAACUGGACAGUCCAAUGCUGAUGUCACAAUCGCUGCUGGUGACUGAAUGCAAUGGAGUGCUAGAAUUUUGAAAAAUGUACUCUUCGAAGGGUCAAACCAAUAAUAGUCAUAGAAAUAAGGCAGAAUUGCGUCGAGAAGCAAAACAAUGCAGUCGAUUUGUUGAAAACUAAUGGAUUUAGGGUGUACUUUGGAGUAUAUUUUCAAUUUGGCUCGCCAUAUCUCUAUACCCAAAUUGCAUUUCAUAAGUUGAUGCACCUGUUUUAAUCAUGCUUUGCAUAUUUAUUCAAUGGUGAAUGUUAAAAUUAGAACACUAUCAGAAGAAAGGAGAACGCUAGAACACUAACUUAGACUUUUGGAAAAAAAAAAAAAAAACAUUCCAAAAAAAUAUCUACCCUUGGCAGGAGUUUGAUCUGGAAUGAGUCAGAAGCCUGACCGCCCUUGCUUCCUCUACUUUCUCUCUCCAAAGUUACCUUCCGACUCAUUGAUCCAGGGAAGCUUGUCUCGGGAGGGGGCGCCGCCAGCUCGAAUGCCUUUUUUGUACUUUCUGACAGAGAGGACCUUGGGAACGGCGAACGCCAAUACGUUCACCCUGUCGCUGAGUGAACUGAAAUACGCUCUGCCUCUCCCGUAAAUCCUCACACAAUCGUGCCGUUUCAGAGGGUCCGAAGAUAUGCAGCGUACUAUAUUUACCGUUUCAGAACAGUCAUCCCUUCUCUUACUCCCACCAGGACGAUAAGUGCAUAAUGUAUGAAUUUUGGCCCCUGAAUCACAAGAUUUGAUGCAUAAUAAAGCGUUGGAAUCUGUCAAGCUAUUUCAGGGCAACUACUGAUAAACCGUCCCACGACAAGAUAUAAAUAAGCACAGCUCGUGAAGCACUGAAGGAUAAUAUGCAAACAGUGUUCAUUUCAAUGGCAAAGCAACUGUGCUAUCCACUGCCUGAACUGGCCAAUCAUAGAACAUUUCUAUACCCCCCCAGAGACCCAACAGAUACGUAAGAAGUUUUAGUAUUUAAACUUAUUAUGUAUCAUAAUGCAAGUGCGUUGGGUGAGGAAAAACAUGUUGCAGUAAAAAUAUUUUCCGAAAUGUUCAUUUUUUAUUGAAUGUCCCUGGUAGUGUGGGUUUCACUGUGGUACAAUGUGUUCAUGAGAUUAAGACUCAUGUCCCCUACAGGGGCAACAAUUAAUUGCCCGGUCUGUGGUGGGUAUGCAAAUGCUGAGCUAAGCACACGUGGCAGUAGAACCAUCGAGGCUGCCGUAGAAGCCCCUAACUCAUUGGUUUGUUUAUUUUUUGAUAAUUAGUAACUGGGGGCAACAGAAGUUGGGAUUCAUUCGAUCCAAAAAUGAAACAACUCUCAAGUACUGUAUAAAGACCUGAGCAACAAAUAUAUCCCACUGUGAGUAUCCCACAUUGAUUUCACUUCACCAUUUCUGAGGCUACUAAUGAAAAACUUGGGCUAGUAUAAUCAUUUUGAGUGGCUCUCUGGUGACUCAGUAUCGUGAGACCAUUUUCUUUCCCAGGAGAGCAGACUCACAAUGAGCAACAUUGCCUUCGAAUGAACGCUUUCACUGUUUUCUCCAAAUGUAAUAAUGUCAGGUAUGCCUGGGGCUGUUAUGUUUUUCUAUGUUUGCCAGCUGGCCCAUAUAUAAGGUGCAUCUUAUGACAUCAGCGAGGUUUUUAUUUAUUCUUUGCUUUCCUCUUUACUCUUUUGCAAUUUCAUCAUCCGUCCAUCCAUCCAGUUGUUUUUUUGUCAAUGAGAAUUUCAAUUCGCCAUUUAGUUGUCAUCAUUUACCUGAGUAAAAAACCCCUUUCUUAUAACAGUUAUUUCUCUUUUGGACUACCAAAAUACUACAGACCGCCACAGUGCUACUUACGUUAUGCCAAUGCAGUUUCUGCCUAAGAAUACCAAGAUUAUUCUAUAAUUUCAGAAAAUACCGCUGUAAUUAUAGAGGGUUCAGUAGAGUUAACGAUAAAAGAAAGUAAUUAAA
Anguilla rostrata (American eel) is the source of this 6749-nucleotide messenger RNA. It is a transcript of the gene kcnd1, whose product is annotated as potassium voltage-gated channel, Shal-related subfamily, member 1. NCBI's taxonomy places the organism in Eukaryota, Metazoa, Chordata, Actinopteri, Anguilliformes, Anguillidae. The coding region runs from base 184 to 2085 and encodes 633 amino acids. Gene Ontology annotation, molecular function: A-type (transient outward) potassium channel activity; protein binding. Gene Ontology annotation, cellular component: voltage-gated potassium channel complex; neuronal cell body; postsynaptic membrane. The record is from RefSeq and is a predicted model, not a curated record. Gene Ontology annotation, biological process: potassium ion transmembrane transport; protein homooligomerization. The transcript is spliced from 6 exons.